AAAUAAUGGGCACGUUGUAUUUACUAUUACUGUAUUUACUUAGCAAAGGCGUUUCGAUUUUUAAACUACGAUUGUUCGUUGCUUUCAAUUCUUGCCACAUGAAAAAACAUUUCAGUUGGGACAAAGCCAUUAGGGAGUAGCUGUAGAUACAGCACGUUCUGCAGGAAAAGAAGAGUUUUCUCUAAAGCUUGAGGUCGCAUUUGCAGUUAUAGUGCUAUAUCGCUCUCCCUUAGCAGUUUACGGCAGAACAGAUUGCUUUGUUUACAACGUGGGUCCAGUCACUUAAUUAUUUUAUAGUGAGUUGGAAAGAGCGUUAAAGAGAGGACGAUUGUAUUUUUACUACAGGGAAGAAACAGCACUAAUAAAGUUACUUAUAUGUUUUCAGGAAUCAAAAUGACUAAUGAAGAACCUCUUCCUAAGAAGGUUCGCCUCAGUGAAACUGACUUCAAGAUGCUACCCAGAGAUGAACUGUUAGCAAGGUGGAAACAAUAUGAAUCUUAUGUUCAAGCACUAGAGACCAAGUACACGGAGCUCAGUUCUAAUGAUUUGACUGGUUUGAGAGAGUCUGAAGAGAAGCUGAAGCAGCAGCAACAGGAAUCUGCCAGGAGGGAAAACAUUCUUGUGAUGAGAUUGGCAACCAAGGAACAAGAGAUGCAGGAGUGUACUACGCAGAUUCAGUACCUCAAGCAAGUCAGGCAGCCUAGUCCUGCUCAGCUGAGAUCAACUAUGGUGGACCCAGCCAUCAACUUGUUUUUCCUAAAAAUGAAGAGUGAACUGGAACAGACUAAAGACAAACUGGAGCAAGCUCAAAAUGAACUGAGUGCCUGGAAGUUUACGCCUGAUAGCCAAACAGGCAAAAAGUUAAUGGCCAAAUGUCGAAUGCUCAUACAGGAAAAUCAGGAGCUGGGAAGACAGCUGUCUCAGGGACGCAUUGCACAGCUGGAAGCAGAGUUGGCUCUGCAGAAGAAAUACAGUGAAGAACUUAAGAGCAGUCAGGAUGAACUAAAUGACUUCAUCAUACAGCUUGAUGAGGAGGUAGAGGGAAUGCAGAGUACUAUCCUAGUUCUUCAACAGCAGCUAAAAGAUACUCGUCAGCAACUGUCUCAGUGUCAGCAGCAGCAGUCCCAAGCUUUAGCCUCUAGUACCAGUCGGACUCCACCCUUAGAAUCUUCAGUUUCAGCAGAUGUCAUGGGAAAAGACUGCAGUCGCCUGGUAAAUGGACCAACUAAUGGUAGUUCCUUCCAUCAGAGGACAUCCACUUUUUAUAGGGAGGGCAGCAACACUGAAGACUUAGCAUUGUCUCCUGAGAAUGGAAGUAAAUUGUCUAACCACUCUGAAGGAAGGACAAGCAGAGGAAGCAGUAGCUAUAUAAAUGCACUUAGCACUGGUUAUGAGAGUGUAGACUCUCCCACAGGUAGUGAGAAUUCUCUCACUCACAACUCAAAUGACACAGACUCCAACAAUGAUCCUUCAGAAGAAAAGCCAUUGAAUGGAAAGGGUAACAGAACUGUGGGUUCCCGCCAUGUUCAAAAUGGUUUGGACUCUACAACUUCUACACAAAGUUGAGUUUUCUAACAUUUCGCAACACUUGCGUUUAACACACAGUGACAUUUAAUCUGGUUGAAGAUACUGUCCAGACUUUUGAAAGUAGUGUAACUUUUUUGUUACAGUUUUGAAUUUUUAUGAGUUUUCCAAUUUGAUUUAUGUAAUACUUUUGAUGCUUCAAAAAUUUUAACGUGAUUACAUCGACCAUUACUAAAUGGACAGUUUGAUUUAUGUAUACAACGUUUUUUAUGAUUUAAUGUGAUGUUGCAAAAAUAUUUCCACAACUGAUAUUGAUGUCCGUAUUGUCUGUGUAUAGAAUUCUGUGCUGCAAGGGGUGUACUACCCUAAUUGCAUUGAUACUGCAUUGCAGAAAGUUCAUCUGUGAGCUGUAUAAUACAUAUUUACCUUGUACAGUAGUUUUGCAGCACAGUUUUUAUAUGUUCAGGGAGUCUGUAAUUCCAGUGACUACCGUUUAAUUGUGCACAUAGACUUUUCUUAUGCUAGAAGACAGCUGUGUUUAAGAAAUAUGUGCAUAGUUCGUUUCUAAAAGCUGUUGUAUCUUGUUAAGUACAUAUUUGCUUUGUGGCUCAAAAAAGAUUGUAUUGACCAAACAUAAAUAAAGACUUUUAAUACGCA
Protopterus annectens (West African lungfish) is the source of this 2181-nucleotide messenger RNA. RefSeq names its product WT1 associated protein (gene WTAP). Gene Ontology annotation, cellular component: nucleus. The record is from RefSeq and is a predicted model, not a curated record. Gene Ontology annotation, biological process: regulation of alternative mRNA splicing, via spliceosome. The transcript has 8 exons. NCBI's taxonomy places the organism in Eukaryota, Metazoa, Chordata, Ceratodontiformes, Protopteridae. The coding region runs from base 376 to 1566 and encodes 396 amino acids.